AUGGCGGCUAUUGCUUCAAUUUCUUUCCACGGAGUCACUCAAUCAUCAUCCGAAAGAAAAAUCUGUCUCCCAUCUCCAUCUCCAUCUCGCUCUUCUGUUUCAAAUUUCGAUUCGAUUAGGGUUCGUACAACCUUCUCAUUUCGUUCCAUAAGCAUUCGUCCUUCGAAAUCGAGUUCUCGCUUUGCAGUUCACUGCAUGUCUACAGGAUCAGAAGCACCACCAGUCUCUGAGACAAAAUUAAAAUUCCUCAAAGCUUACAAACGCCCAAUACCAAGCAUCUACAACAGUGUGCUGCAAGAACUAAUUGUACAACAACAUCUAAUGCGAUACAAAAAGACCUAUAGAUAUGAUCCAGUGUUCGCUUUGGGCUUUGUUACUGUUUAUGAUCAACUCAUGGAAGGAUACCCAAGUGAUGAAGAUCGAGAAGCCAUCUUCCAAUCCUAUAUCAAUGCCCUAAACGAAGACCCACAACAAUACAGGGCUGAUGCAGAGAGAUUGGAAACGUGGGCUCGUGCCCAAAACUCUAGUUCAUUGGUUGAUUUUUCAUCUAAAUCAGGAGAAAUUGAGGACUUGUUGAAGGAUAUUGCAGAAAGAGCAGGGGGUAAUGGAAGUUUCAGCUACAGUCGAUUCUUUGCUGUUGGCUUGUUUCGCCUUCUUGAAUUAGCAAAUGCAACAGACCCCACUGUUUUGGAAAAGCUUUGUGCAGCACUUAAUAUCAACAAAAGAAGUGUUGAUAGGGAUCUUGAUGUAUACCGUAAUCUCCUCUCAAAGCUUGUUCAAGCGAAAGAGCUUCUAAAAGAAUACGUUGCGAGGGAGAAGAAGAAGCAAGCAGAAAGAGCGGAACCUCAAAAGGCUAAUGAAGCGGUUAAAAGUUUCUUAGCAGAAAAUUACGACACAAGAAAGUAG
Molecule: messenger RNA, 906 nt
Organism: Lactuca virosa
Lineage: Eukaryota; Viridiplantae; Streptophyta; Magnoliopsida; Asterales; Asteraceae
Source: the annotation of a GenBank genome assembly